This is a messenger RNA of Aspergillus calidoustus, 2400 nucleotides long. The record is from the annotation of a GenBank genome assembly. NCBI's taxonomy places the organism in Eukaryota, Fungi, Ascomycota, Eurotiomycetes, Eurotiales, Aspergillaceae.
AUGAGGUGUCCUUCUCUUGCGCGGUUGCCAUACCGCGCUGCUUCUGGCUUGACGAAAUCUCCUGUCCGUCUCCAAACACAGAGUCUACUUUCGAAGAGAUGCGCGUCAACGGCCGCUCUCCGAUGUGCUACCCCGGUUUACCAAUCGGUCCUCAACGGGCGUUCUGAGCAAACUAGAUAUGCCUCUGCCACUGCUGCUGCCGUUCUGGAGGCUGCUGCCUCCUCACCGGACACGUUAUCGCAGGAUGCCAUUAUCCAGAACCUCGAUCCCGUAGAGGCAGAAAGGUUGUCUCGGGUCAGAAACAUCGGUAUUGCUGCACAUAUCGACAGUGGUAAAACCACAUGUACCGAGCGAGUUCUUUUCUACACCGGCCGUAUUGGGGCGAUUCACGAGGUUCGGGGCCGCGACAGUGUUGGAGCGAAGAUGGACUCCAUGGACUUGGAGCGUGAGAAGGGUAUCACUAUCCAAUCCGCUGCUACAUUCUGUGACUGGAUCAAGAAGGAUGAUGAGGGCAAGGACCAGAAGUACCACAUCAACCUUAUCGACACACCUGGGCACAUUGACUUCACCAUCGAGGUGGAGAGAGCGCUGCGCGUUCUCGAUGGUGCAGUUAUGAUUCUUUGCGCCGUCUCUGGUGUUCAGUCACAGACAAUCACGGUCGACCGACAGAUGAGACGUUAUAACGUACCCCGAAUCUCCUUCGUCAACAAGAUGGAUCGCAUGGGUGCCAAUCCCUUCAAAGCGAUUGAUCAGAUCAACAACAAGCUGAAGCUGCCAGCAGCAGCAGUGCAGGUCCCCAUUGGCGCAGAAGACGAGUUUGAGGGUGUCGUCGAUCUCGUUCGCAUGAAGACCGUCUACAACCGGGGCCCUAAUGGUGAAGACAUCGUCAUCGAGGAUGCAAUCCCGGAGAAGGUCAAAGAGACUGUUGAAGAGAGGAGGAGAAUGCUUAUUGAAACCCUUGCUGAUGUGGACGAUGAGAUGGCAGAGCUUUUCCUUAGCGAGAUUGAACCCACCGAAAAGCAGGUCAAGGAAGCCAUCCGCCGCUCAACUAUCGCCUUGAAGUUUACUCCUGUGUUCAUGGGCACCGCGCUGGCGAAUAAGUCUGUACAGCCUAUGCUGGACGGUGUUAUUGACUAUCUUCCGAACCCAUCCGAGGUGCAAAACCUUGCCCUUGACAAGAAGCGAAACGAAGCUCAGGUGAAGCUUGUUCCCUAUAACUCUCUUCCACUGGUCUGCCUUGCUUUCAAGUUGGAAGAGAGCAACUUUGGGCAGCUGACCUAUAUCCGUGUUUACCAAGGAACACUGAAGAAGGGCUCUUACGUUUAUAAUGCUCGAACGGACAAGAAGGUGAGAAUUCCACGUAUUGUCCGCAUGCACUCCAAUGAAAUGGAGGAUGUCAACGAGAUUGGAGCCGGUGAAAUCUGUGCUGUGUUUGGUGUUGAGUGCGCGUCCGGUGAUUCAUUUACCGAUGGUCAACUGGGCUACACCAUGUCUUCGAUGUUCGUCCCAGAACCCGUCAUUUCACUCUCUAUCAAGCCCAAGAACAACAAGGAUUCUGCAAACUUCUCCAAAGCCAUGGCGCGCUUCCAACGUGAAGAUCCCACGUUCCGCGUGGCGUACGAUGCCGAGAGCGAGCAAACCCUGAUUUCCGGUAUGGGUGAACUCCACCUUGAUAUCUACAUCGAACGUAUGCGCCGCGAAUACCGCGUUGAUUGCGAGACCGGCCCGCCCCAGGUUGCUUACCGAGAGACCAUUGGCCAUCGCGUCGAGUUUGACCAUCUACUCAAGAAACAAACGGGAGGUCCUGGUGACUAUGCCCGUGUCAUUGGUUGGCUGGAGCCAACUGGCAAGCUUGAAGAGAACGUCUUUGAAGAACAGAUUGUCGGAGGAACUAUUUCUGAGAAGUUCAUCUUCGCCUGUGAAAAGGGUUUCCACUUGUCUUGCGCCAAGGGCCCACUCAUCGGCCACAAGGUGCUUGGAACCAGGAUGGUCAUCAACGACGGUGCCACCCACAUGACGGAUUCCUCUGAAAUGGCUUUCAAGAACGCCACCCAGCAGGCUUUCCGCAAGGCCUUCCAGGAGAGUAACCCGUCUGUCCUUGAGCCCAUGAUGAAGGUCGUGGUUACCGCGCCCGCCGAGUUCCAGGGUGAUGUUAUUGGUCUCCUGAACAAGCGUAAUGCUACUAUCAACGAUUCCGAGGUCGGCGCCGACGAGUUCACAGUCUUUGCUGACUGCAGUCUGAACGGCAUGUUCGGUUUCAGUUCCAACCUCCGUGCGUCCACCCAGGGUAAGGGUGAAUUCAGCAUGGAGUUCAGCCACUACGAGAAGGCUCCUCCUCAAGAACAGAAAGCACUCAUUGCCAAGUACCUGAAGGCCCAGGCUGACAGGAACAAGAAAUAA